UUCCUGCUCCCAGGCGACCCAAAGUCCCUCUGUCCUCACGUCUGUGUACAAGCGGCACCAAUUAACAGUGGGGUACCACGGCAAGGACCGGAUUUGAUGUGCCCCCGUGCGGCGGGGCAGAGCCAUCAAGACAGCAAGAGCAACAAGCCGGGGAGCGAGCGCGGCGGGUCACGUGACCCCGCACGCCGGGCCUGCUGUCGGUGUUCAGCAGACGGAGAGAGAGGAAGAAAAAUGGCGGCUGCGGGCGAGCCGGAGCGGGACGCCAGCCAUUGGGCUUGAGCUUUCUCUCACUAACUGAGUCCGGGGCUUAACGGGUGCGAGUGCUACGAGUUGUGCGCUGCUCCAGCAUUCGGAAGGUGCCCGUUUGCCCGUAUUUGCGUCUGGGAAUUGCAGCCGAAAUCGGCCCGCGAAAAUAAUAGCUGUUUUCUUUCUGGCUGCACGAUGAGGGGGAGACGAGGCAGGCCGCCCAAGCAGGCGCUGAUGCAGGAGCCCUCUCCGGGGCCAGUCCGGGGACUCCGACCCAGGAGAGGGCACUGGGCGAAGGGAAGAGGCGCCUCGGAAGUCGAAUUUCCAACGCCGCGCAGAGGCGGCCACCACUCGGCCAGAGGCAGGAGGAAAGUGGGCUCGACCACGGCAUCAUCGGGAAGAGGCAGGGGCAGGGGGGCUGGUGGAGGCAGGGGCAGGAGAAGCAGCAAGGUGGUCUACGACGACCACGAGAGCGAAGAAGAGGAGGAUGCGUCCAGCCUGCGUUCCGAAGAGGAAUACCCGGCAGAGGAAGAGUUACCGUCGGAAGAUGACGACGAGGAGACGCCGAUGGAUGAAGAGUCCGACUACCUAGAGGAGCUCGAAGAGGAGGACGACGACGAUGCCAGCUACUGCACGGAGAGCAGCUUUAGAAGCCAGAGUACGUACAGCAGUACCCCAGGAAGAAGACGACCGAGACACCACAGGCCAAGGUCUCCCAUCUUUGAGGAGAAGGAGAUCCCGCUUUUGGAGCUACCGAAAUCCUCAGAAGAUCUCAUGGUACCCAGUGAACAGUUAUUGAACGUGUCCGCCAUUUAUGAGGUGCUAAGGAACUUUGGCACAGUCUUGCGCUUGUCUCCUUUUCGCUUUGAGGACUUCUGCGCAGCCCUGGUAAGCCAGGAACAAUGCACUUUGAUAGCAGAGACACACAUCUCUCUGCUAAAAGCUAUUUUACGAGAGGAGGACACUUCCAACACCACUUUCGGCCCAGCUGACCUAAAGGACAGUGUAAACUCCACAUUGUAUUUCAUAGAUGGAAUGACAUGGCCAGAAGUUGUACGUGUUUACUGUGAGAGUGACAAAGAGUACCAUCAUGUGUUGCCGUAUCAGGAGGUGGAGGAAUAUCCCUAUGGCCCUUUGGAAAGUAAAAUCAAAGUACUGCAAUUUUUAGUGGACCAGUUCCUAACCACAAACAUUGCUCGUGAAGAGCUAAUGUCUGAGGGUGUCAUCCAGUAUGAUGACCAUUGUCGAGUUUGUCAUAAGCUAGGGGACCUGCUGUGUUGUGAGACCUGUUCUGCUGUCUAUCACUUGGAGUGUGUUAAGCCUCCACUGGAAGAAGUCCCAGAAGAUGAAUGGCAGUGUGAGGUUUGUGUAGCACACAAAGUACCUGGAGUCACAGACUGUGUAACAGAAAUUCAGAAAAGCAAGCCAUAUGUGCGACAAGAACCCAUUGGUUAUGACCGGCACAGACGGAAAUACUGGUUUUUGAACAGGAGAUUAAUAUUAGAAGAAGACGGAGAACAUGAGAGCAAGAAAAUAUGGUACUACAGCACAAAAGUUCAGCUGACUGAAUUAAUAGACAGUCUGGACAAAAACUACUGGGAAAAUGAACUUUGUAAAAUCUUGGAAGAAAUGAAAGACGAAAUCCAUUCUCACAUGGAUGUAACUGAAGAUCUCACAAACAAGGCUAAAGGCAAUAAUAAGUCAUUUCUGGCUGCAGCUAAUGAAGAAAUACUGGAGCGCCUAAAAGCUAAACAAGAAGCUGAGCUUGAAGUUAAAAAAACAGUGUCUGAAGAAUCUGACAGGGUGACAAAGGACUUGGGGUCAGAGAGCCAGUCUUCGAAAGAGAAAAGUGAACAAGACUGUUCUUCUGAAAAGAAUUCUGAGAUUAGAAAAGAAGAGGAUCAACUUGAAAUUGGACAAGGAGAGGUACUUACAACAGCACCUCCCAAUGGCGAGGAAGGUUGUUACCUAGAGGAACUGAAACCUUCAUCCUUCACUGGCAUCGGAACUGCUCCUUCUGCAGCUGAGACAGGCACGGUUGAAGAAAAGAGCACAUCUGAGCCUCAUGUAGGCGUCCUGGAGGAGAAGCCAGCUGUGCAGCUCGCCGAGGAUGCAGCAGAUAAAAAAACGGAAAGAAGUUGUGCAAAUGCAGACGGUUCCCAAGCCACUGCUCUGCCUACUACACAGGUGAAUGAUGAAAACAGCAACAGUAGUAGUGCAGCUGCUUCUGAACCCCACAGCUGUACUGCUUCAAAAUCGGUGGAUGACUUAGACAUUGCAGACAAGGCCUCUCAGUCUUCUGCUACAAGUCAAGAAGAGAUGGGUGAUAUUAAAUUGGAGAAAUCUAAUAAUGAGAGCACUGAUUGUUUGAAUGGAGCCAAGGGCACUCCAGGCUCAACGCGAAUGGUUACACGGUUAAGAAACCCUGACAGCAAACUGAGUCAGCUCAAAAGCCAACAGGUAGCAGCUGCUGUUCACGAGGCAAACAGGUUCUACAAAGAAGGAAAAGAGGUCUUGGUUGUCACUUCCCAAGGAGAGGUUUCUCGCCUGAGCACAAGAAAAGAAAUAGUAAUGAAGGGAAAUCUUAGCAACUAUUUCAAGCUUGGCCAAGAAGGGAAGUACAGGGUUUACCACAAUCAGUACAGCACCAAUGCCUUGGCCCUUAACAAGCAUCAGCACCGUGAGGACCAUGACAAGCGGCGGCACUUAUCCCACAAGUUCUGUAUGACACCUGCGGGUGAAUUCAAGUGGAAUGGCUCUGUGCAUGGCUCAAAGGUGCUGACAGUAUCCACACUGAGGCUAACAAUCAUCCAGUUAGAAAACAACAUUCCUGCACCAUUUCUUCACCCCAACUGGUCAUCUCACAGGUCUAACUGGAUUAAAGCUGUGCAGAUGUGCAGCAAAGCAAGGGAAUUUGCCCUGGCACUGGCAAUUCUUGAGUGUGCAAUCAAGCCUGUUGUCAUGCUUCCAGUAUGGAGGGAUGCUCUUGGUCAUACAAGGCUGCAUCGAAUGACAUCAAUAGAACGGGAAGAAAAAGAAAAAGUUAAAAAGAGGGAGAAGAAACAAGAAGAUGAGGAAACUAUGCAGCAGGCUACAUGGGUGAAAUACACUAUUCCCAUUAAGCAUCAGGUAUGGAAGCAAAAAGGUGAAGAAUACAGAGUGACAGGUUAUGGAGGAUGGAUCUGGGUUAGCAAAACAUAUGUCCACAGGUUUUUACCCCGGCUACCUGGAAACACCAAUGUUAAUUAUAGAAAGAAUUUGGAAGCAGCAAAACUCUGCAAGGAUGCUACAGAACCUGAUAAAAGGAAAAACUCCUCCAAAAUAAAGACAGAAAUUGAAACCCAGAACAAGGACACCUGUAUUACAGAGUCACAUGGUUCACCCACCCAGGCGUCCUCCACAAAACUCAGUUCAGAUAGCAGCAAAGAAGACGAUGAAGAGGAAAAGCAUGUAGAAAAAAAAGAAGAGAAAAAAAUUGACUUGAAGUUUGAAGAUAAUAUGGACCUUGACAGCACUUCACCCCAUUCAAAUCAUGAGGAGGAGAAAGGGAAAACUGAAAAUGACAACUUGAUUAAGGAAGAACACACAAGUGAUUCAGUUUCCAAAACUUUGGCAAAACCAUUUGAAGAUGAUGUAAUCAAUGUCAGUGAGGGUUUUCAGCUCAGAACUGUUUAUAAAAAGAAAGUGAAAGCUUCUAAAUUAGAUGGACUGCUUGAACGAAGGGUUAAACAAUUUACAUUGGAAGAAAAGCAGAGGCUUGAAAAACUAAAACAGGUAUCUUUAGUGAACCAGUGUGGAAGCCUUAAUGGGGGACACAAAAUGGCUGGCAGUCUCCCUCAGCUUACAGUUAAAGCCAUAACAGACAUUAAAUCCCUUUCACCAGAAAAGGAACAGUUGGAGACCAUUUCAGUAGAUAAAGUGGAACAUGUGAGCAGGGAGAACACACUGCUGAAAGACUUAACAUUUAGUAGAGAAGGCAGUCCAUUACCUGGAGAAGAAGAGGAAGGUGAGCCAAGCUCAGAUCAGACUGUUGACCACCAUGAGGAUAAAAGCAAUCCUGAUUGCUCAAAUGCAUAUUUCUGUCAAGCCUCUCCCACAAAAACAGGAAAUAAAUCAAAAGAAAUUUUAAGUGACAUUCAGGACUCAGACCUAUGUGAAACACAGGACCUAAAUUCUCAGGCUGGUUCUAAUAAUCAGACGGGAGGCAGUGAGAGAGCCUCACCAACUGUAAGUAUAGAAAGCAAUAUUGAGCUACAGACAUCUGAUAGAAAGCAGCCUAGUGUGACUGUGGAACCACAUAAUAUUACAGACACUCCUAAUCAGGCUUCUUCAAAAAUUUUAUCUUCCCAGCUUGGCAGUGUUCAGUCCACAUCUGAGUUAAAUGGUGGCACUCAGAAUAAUAAAAAUCUUGAAUGUCAAAAUAACAUUUCAAAAUUGGACAGAAUUAAGGAGGAGGGGAGUAUAAUCUCAGAAGAAAAUGGAGCAAGUCAAGACUUUGAGAAGAGUAACAUUUUCUCAGAAUCUGAGAGCAGUAAAGCACAAGAAAUAGCACUUUCCUCCAUGGUCCAAAUCAACGGGAAGGAACAUGCAGAUUUGGACCUUGGAAAUAAUAUUGACAUCAAAGUUAAUAACUUGAAUCGAUCAAGUUUAGAUACAAAGGACAUGCUGAGAACUUUAAUGAACGGAGAUAUAACAAUGGAGGAUAUCAAGGAGAUGCCUUCCAGCUGUCAUUCAGUCAAUGAGUGUGAAGAUCUUCCCAUUGUUAAAGAGAUUAAUCUUGCCAACCAUGCUAGCAAAACUGUGAAAACUGCAGGCAUUAGCACAUCUUUGGACGGAAUGUCAGCUGCACAUAAAUAUAAGGACAACUGUAGCAAUAACGAGGAAGAACCCAUGGAUGUUGAGAUGUCUGUCUCUAAAAAAAUAAUUCCUUCCCCUGUUCCCUCUGCUGAAGAGUCAAGCCUUAGCAAUGACUUUCCUGAUGAUUCUAAUUUGCAGGUGGACUCAAGGGUCUCAGCCAAUGGGCAAGACAACAUAAAAACAAUUAUCACCAAUGUAACUACCACCACCACCACUACUACAGUGUCCACAGAGUCCAAAACACUUCAUAUAAAAGAGGUUUCUAGAACAGACAAUUGUGAUCCUACAGUGGUUUCUACAAUGGAGAAUUGUGCUGUUUCUACAUUAACCACCAUGACAAAGACCACAGUGACGCACGUCAGCUCUCCUUCUCAUGACAGUAACAUGGAUGUUGUUUCUAUAUCAGAAGAGAACAAAACUACAGUCUCUACCACAUUAACAGAUUCCACUUCCAACCUAUCUGCCUUGUGUGUGUCCUCUAUGACUGUAAGCAAAGAGUAUUCUACAAGUGACAGAGUCAGGCUGAUGAAAUUCUCUCGUUCAAAAAAGACUCGAUCAGGGACAGCACUCCCUUCAUAUAGAAAGUUUACUACUAAGAGCAGCAAAAAAAGUAUUUUGGUGCUCCCAAACGAUGACCUCCGAAAGUUGGCACGGAAAGGUGGCAUCCAAGAGGUUCCUGUCUUUAACUACAGUGCAAAGCCCGCAAUGGAUAUCUGGCCUUACCCAUCUCCUAGACCAACAUUUAGUAUUACAUGGAGGUAUCGUCUUCAGACGGUGAAGUCUUUAGCAGGGGUUAGUCUAAUGCUGAGACUGCUGUGGGCGUGUUUGAGGUGGGAUGAUAUGGCGGUGAAACCAUCUUCAGCUGGUGGCAGUACUCGCACAGAAACUUCAGAAACGGAAAUAACCACAACAGAGAUAAUUAAACGAAGAGAUGUGGGACCCUAUGGGAUCCGUUCCGAGUACUGCAUCAGAAAAAUAAUUUGUCCGAUUGGUGUGCCUGACACGCCGAAAGAAACUCCAACCCCUCAAAGGAAAGGUCUUCGUUCUAGUGCUCUAAGGCCUAAAAAGCCUGAGGCCCCAAAGCAGACUGGUCCAGUUAUAAUUGAGACUUGGGUAGCCGAAGAAGAGUUGGAACUUUGGGAGAUUAGGGCAUUUUCAGAAAGGGUCGAGAAGGAGAAAGCACAGGCUGCAGAGCUGCAGGCAAAGGUUAGUGAGCAGAAGAGACCGGAGGAAUUCAAGGCCCAAAUGGAGGCUCAGAUUAAGCAGCAGAGAUUGGCUGCCCAGCAGAAACGUUUGGAGCAGCAGAAGCAAUCUCCAUCAACUAGCACUGCCUCACCAGUCUCCACCACAAGCACGUCAACCACUGCUGUGUCCACUCCUCAAAAGGUUAUGGUCAGUUCUUUGGCAAGCCAGGUUGCGCCUGGCACAAAAGUGGUACUGGCUACCAAAAUGGGCUCACCUACAGUUACGUUCCAGCAAAACAAGAAUUUCCACCAGACAUUUGCCUCUUGGGUUAAACAAGGCCAGACCAGCACAGCCACCAGUACUGUAGCGACAGUAGCUACCACUGUGGCAGCCUCCGGUCCAACCUUCCAGAUCUCAGGCAGUCCAGUGACAGUGUCUGGCAAAGUAAUUACUGCCAAAUUACCCCUUCCUGCCAACAGCAAAAUUGUUACAGUGAAUGUGCCAACAACACAAGGAGGGGUUGUUCAAGUCCAACAAAAAGUCUUGGGGAUUAUUCCAUCUAGCACGGCAGGUAAUCAGCAAACAUUCACAUCAUUCCAGCCUCGAACAGCAACUGUCACCAUUCGGCCAAAUGCAAGUGGGGCAGUGGGAACAACUCCUCCAACUCAGCAGGUAAUAACUGGAGGUGCACAGAUCCGUCCUGGUGUAACAGUCAUUCGAACGCCUAUACAACAAACUGCAGCCUUGGGCAAGACAAUUAUUCGAACACCAUUGAUGUUGCAGCAAGGUAUUCUACCAGCCAGUCAGACGCAACAGGUUGUAACACAGAUCAUACGGGGGCAACCAGUGUCCUCAGCAGUAUCAAACUCCAGUAGUGUUCAGACAUCAGCUGGUCAGAAGGUUGUAACAAAUGCCACACAGCAGCAGCAGGCAGUCACCACCCAGACCCAACCUUCUACACCUCAGGCUGCACAAGGACCUCGACCACAACAGGGUCAGGUGAAACUAACUCUUGCCCAACUUACCCAGCUAACACAAGGACAGGGUGGAAGUCAAGGGCUAACUGUGGUAAUUCAAGGUCAAGGACAGACAACGGGCCAGUUACAAGUGAUUCCUCAAGGUGUCACUGUUAUACCUGGACCAGGGCAGCAGCUCAUGCAGGCUGCUAUGCCCAAUGGCCAGCUCCAACGCUUCCUAUUUACACCGCUGCCUCCUGUAACAUCCACCAGUAAUGCUACUGUAACUCCAGUAACCGCUACCACCACCACACCAUCUGUACCAGCUUCUAUUGAGCCAAAGCAGGCACAGAUAACAGCAGCACCACAGUCACAAGUGCAGCCACUUAUGCAGCCUCAAUUACAAAUAUCAGCUACAUCUCAUGCACAGAUUCCAGUGCAACCAGUUCAGCAAGCGGUCACUCCUGUACAAACAGUCACUCCUAUUCCUGCACCACUUCCUGCACCUGUCCUAGCCCCCACUCCAGUAUCUGCCCCUGUUCCCGCUCCAACACCCGCUCCUGCACCAAUACCUGCACCUCUACCUGCCCCUGGCAUGCCAGCCCAGUCACAGUGUCAGCUGCAGACUCUUACCCAGACUCAAAGUCCCAUUCAGGAUCGGACUCCAGUGCAGAUACAGCAACCCCAAACUCCAGUGUCCUCAUCAUCAUCCCAAAUGCAGACCCAAGUCAAAACUGUCCAGACUUCACAAACACUAAACCAGCUUGCGGUGAAGUCCCCAACUCGGACACAGCUUCAGAUUCAUCAGCCACAGCUGAUCGCAGUACCUCAGCUGCAGCAACAGGUGCAGGUCCUGUCACAGAUUCAGUCACAUAUGUCAGCUCAGAUUCAGACACAAAGCAGCAGUAGUGCUCCACAGCAAAUCAAACUCCAGCUGCCUAUUCAGAUCCAGCAAGGAGGGCAGAUGCAACCACACCAGAUUCAAAAUGUUGUGGCCAUUCAGUCAUCCAGUGUACAGGAGCAACUUCAAAGGAUCCAACAACUACGAGAUCAGCAGCAGAAGAAAAAACAGCAGCAGCUGGAGGUCAAACGUGAGCAGACAUUGCAGGCAACAAACCAGAGUGAAAUCAUUCAGAAGCAAGUGGUAAUGAAGCAAAAUGCUGUGAUUGAACACCUGAAACAGAAAAAGACCCUCUCCCCAACAGAAAGGGAGGAGAAUCAGAGAAUGAUUGUAUGCAACCAGGUAAUGAAAUUCAUUCUGGAUAAAAUCGACAAGGAUGAGAAACAAGCAGCAAAGAAGAGAAAACGAGAGGAGUCUGUAGAACAGAAGCGCAGUAAGCAGAAUGCCACCAAGCUGUCAGCCUUGCUUUUCAAACACAAGGAGCAGCUGAAGGCUGAAAUCCUCAAAAAGAGGGCACUACUAGACAAGGAUCUGCAAUUGGAAGUACAGGAGGAAUUGAAAAAAGAUUUAAGCAAAUUGAAGAAGGAAAAGGAAAAAGCGCAGGCUGCUGCAUCCCAGGCAGCGGCUGCUGCUGCAGCAGCAGCAGCAGCAGCGGCUGCAGCACAGGCUGCUGCUCUUGCAACUGCUAUGUCCUCCCCAACUUCGACAGCAACCACAGUGCACAAAAGGAAGCGAGACGAUGAGAAGGACACGGCCACAGCAAAGCCUAAGAAGAAAAAAAUGAUUUCCACUACCUCAAAGGACACAAAAAAAGACACAAAACUUUACUGUGUUUGCAAAACGCCUUACGAUGAAUCCAAAUUUUACAUUGGCUGUGAUCUUUGUACCAAUUGGUACCAUGGUGACUGUGUUGGCAUCACAGAGAAGGAAGCAAAGAAGAUGGAUGACUACAUCUGUAAUGAAUGCAAGAGAGCACAAGAGGGCAGUAGUGAAGAGUUGUACUGUAUUUGUCGGACACCAUAUGAUGAGUCUCAGUUCUAUAUUGGCUGUGAUCGCUGUCAAAACUGGUAUCAUGGUCGAUGUGUGGGAAUUCUGCAAAGUGAAGCUACACUCAUAGACGAGUACGUAUGCCCUCAAUGUCAGUCUACAGAGGACGCAAUGACAGUGCUAACUCCGUUAACAGAUAAGGACUAUGAGGGCUUGAGAAGGGUAUUACGUUCGUUACAGGCUCACAAAAUGGCAUGGCCGUUUUUAGAACCAGUGGAUCCUAAUGAUGCUCCAGAUUAUUAUGGUGUAAUCAAGGAACCAAUGGAUCUUGCCACAAUGGAGGAGCGAGUCCAGAAACGCUUCUAUAGUAAGCUGACAGAGUUUGUGGCAGAUAUGACCAAAAUCUUUGACAACUGCCGUUACUACAACCCCAGUGAUUCACCGUUUUACCAGUGUGCUGAGGUCCUUGAAUCGUUUUUUGUACAGAAGCUUAAAGCUUUUAAAGCAAGCAGAUUGUGAUGUCAUAAAGUCUGACCUAAUAACUGGAAUCAGAUCUGGAUGCUGGGGUCAUAACUCUCACACUUUAUCUUUUUUCAUUGUGUCAUGGAACUUGCUGUUACCUAAACAGCGUAAAUUUUGCAUUAUUAAAUGUUAUUUAAAUCACUUUUUUUAAUAAAAAAAAGCCUUAAAACCAAACUUGAAAGAUGCCUCCAGUGACAAUCACUUUCUGGCAGCCAUGUUGAAAAAAUAAACCUGAUUUAACUGAUUUUUUUAUUAUUAUUUAAAAUUUUGAAAUGUACAUUGUAAAACACAAAAUACAAUUAGCAAAAUGAUAGUUUGGUGACAUUAACUUUUCAUUUAGGAUCUCUUCCCCACCCCUUCACAUGCUAUGAUUGGCUUGGGCGGUUGUCUUCCAACAUUUAUACUAUUUGUUUUAAAAACAAAAACAAACAAAAAAUACUUUGAAUUUAAAUACUGUAUGUUUUAAUAGACAAAACACAGUAUUUUGUCCAAAUAAGUUAAAAAAUGAAAGAUAUAUUUUUUUGUAUGAAGGGAAGACUGGAAAUUAUAUGCGAGGUGUAUUUGGCAUGCCUUCAAAUAAAAAUAAAUACAAUUUCCACUUAUUUUUUUAAAAUCUGUAAUUAGCUUGUCAAAAUAGUGCUAUUUUUGUAAUUUUCCCCCCCUUGAAGGUGGGAGAGGUUUGUUUCUCCCAUUUUGGGUCAGCAAGAAAGGACAAUUCCUAGCAACAUGGCUGCUGUUCUGUGUUUUGCUUGGACUUUCUCACUGAUUGGUUGACCCCUUGGCAUCCUGCUUUUCAUUUUUUGCACUGUGUGACGUGUCAGGCUGUGCAAAGUGUAAGGGUUCUCAACUGUUCCCUUUUUCAUAUUCUGUAGGUCUCAUAACAACAAACUACAGUCUACAGCUUCUUAAAGUACUGAACUGUUUGCCCUAAAUCAAAAACUGCAAGCAUCUGGUUAUCUGAGAGCCCUUUCGGAGCCAGACUUCUUUUACCCCCCGUUGGGUCUUCCCAGCAGGACCUCCUCGCCCCGUAAACCAGCAUAUGUUUCCAGCCAGUUGCCAUAACAAGACCUGGAAUGGAACAGUGGCAGCCCAUUUUGGCAUGAAGAUGGACGAGUAAUAGAGACGUCUUCAGCUGAUGGCUCUCGGUAGUGGCUGGAGACUCACAGGGGCGCUUUGCGACUAAUGGAACAGGUGGUUUAUGUUUUUUUAUUUUAUAUAUAUAUAUAUUUUUAUUUUUUAUUUUUUUUAGAUUUUUCAUAAUUUAUAUUUUUAAAGAGGACAUGAAGGAAGCCCAAAAGUGAAUAUAAAGCUUGUUAUCAUGCCUAAAAGCAAAAGGAUAUUCUAAGAGCCAAGAUUAUAAUUGAGAAUUAUUACUGGCACACCCUGUAGUCAACCUCUCCUGAUAAGUGCAGGUCUCACCUGCAGUCUGGAGCUGUUUUUUAUGUUUCCAUCUAAUUCCUGGUGGUAAAAACGUUUAAUGUUAACACACUCCACCUUCCGUUUCCUCUGCCUGAUCCUUUCUUUAUUUGAAAGGAGAGUCAACAUGUUGGACAAUAUGGGAAUCAACAAGGGCUUUACAGUUGACAGUUUCUAUGGGUCAGGUCACGACCUUGAAAGCAGCACUAAAAUAACAAAGAAAAGCAUACUUUGUCACCCAAAAGUGAUGACAGACUAAAAAAGCUGAAAUGCAAUGUGUAUUUGAAGGUCUCUUGUUUGUAAAACUUUUGUCAGAUUUUGGUUUUUUGUUUUUUUGUAUUAAAUUUCAAGAAAUAUUGAUGUAUAUGAAACAUAAUAAAUGGAGAACCCGUUCUCUUCCACACCGAUGGAGGCCUUAAUUUUACUCCUUUCUAAAUCAGUUCACUGCUUCAACCAAAUUCCUCCAUUUCCAGAUUAAGGAUAUUAAAGAAUGUAAAGGAUAUUUAAACCCUAAA
Molecule: messenger RNA, 11585 nt
Organism: Polypterus senegalus (gray bichir)
Lineage: Eukaryota; Metazoa; Chordata; Cladistia; Polypteriformes; Polypteridae
Gene: bptf
Product: bromodomain PHD finger transcription factor
Exons: 32
Coding region: 442-9651 (3069 amino acids)
Biological process (GO): regulation of transcription by RNA polymerase II
Cellular component (GO): NURF complex
Molecular function (GO): RNA polymerase II cis-regulatory region sequence-specific DNA binding; zinc ion binding
Source: RefSeq, a predicted model, not a curated record